Messenger RNA from Lentinula edodes (shiitake mushroom), 765 nucleotides. Its product is annotated as putative glycine dehydrogenase. Gene Ontology annotation, cellular component: cytoplasm; mitochondrion; glycine cleavage complex. Bases 225 to 704 code for a protein of 159 amino acids. The record is from RefSeq and is a predicted model, not a curated record. Lineage: Eukaryota; Fungi; Basidiomycota; Agaricomycetes; Agaricales; Omphalotaceae. The transcript has 6 exons. Gene Ontology annotation, biological process: protein lipoylation; glycine decarboxylation via glycine cleavage system.
ACAGUGGAAUAAAAGACUGUCCUGGUCCAAAAACAUUUGUUACUGUAUGUACAGCAAAGUCCAGUGCAUUCCUCAGGAAGUUGGGUUUCGUUGCAAGAGUUUGAAAGUCGUUAUCUGCCCGGCUGGCAGUUGAAUGAGUCGGAGCGGACUUCCGCAUUUAAUUUUCUUCGCAUUUGCGCGCUGGCUUUUUCUUAAUUACAUCCUCUUGGUUCAGGUCAUCGCACAUGCAGUCUAUCUUAAGGCGUACACUUGCUCCUUCCAACCCUCUACUAAGGUGUCAGGUUAAUGUAACACCACGAGCAUUCAGGCCUUUCGGACUCCGGACUAUUGUCACCAAAAAAUACACUGUCGAACAUGAAUGCGUUUCCUUUGACGAUUCAACUGGACUUGGAGUUAUCAGCAUCACAGAUCAUGCCCAGUCAUCUCUGGGCGACGUAGUCUUUGUCGAACUUCCCCAAGUAGGCACAGUGGUUGCUCAACAUGACCAAAUUGGCGCAGUAGAAAGUGUGAAGGCUGCGUCUGAUAUUUACGCCCCUGUGUCCGGUAAGGUAGAAGAGAUCAACGAGACUCUGGCGGACCAGCCCGGUCUACUGAACAAAUCUCCCGAAGAAAAAGGUUGGCUUUGUAAAAUCAAGCUGUCUGACCCUUCAGAGUUGGAGAAACUAAUGAACAAGGAGGAAUAUGAAGCCAGUUAUGAGCAUUAAUAGACCUUGCGCAAUAGAUUAGAGCCGAUUUUUAUGUCCUUGCACGAUUCAACUCGAAUAG